Humulus lupulus (European hop) is the source of this 2021-nucleotide messenger RNA. RefSeq names its product receptor-like protein EIX2. Gene Ontology annotation, molecular function: protein binding. NCBI's taxonomy places the organism in Eukaryota, Viridiplantae, Streptophyta, Magnoliopsida, Rosales, Cannabaceae. The coding region runs from base 932 to 1849 and encodes 305 amino acids. The transcript has 2 exons. The record is from RefSeq and is a predicted model, not a curated record.
AUGACAUGUUAUACCCACACAAAGCAAACGCUACCCCUUCAGAUAUUUUGUACAAAAAUGGCAAUAAAUACUUGUGCAUCACAUUAAAUUAAUAAUGUGAACGCAAAGAAAAACUCAAACAAAAUUCAACUAUUAAGUACAUACAAAUGUCUUCUAUUUAUUCUACAAAGAUGAACUAUUAUAAAUCAUGAAUAGAGUUGUGUCCAUUUUCAUGAUGAACGAUUCAGUCCCUCGUGUUGUCGUGCUUUUUAUGCCUUUUCUUUACUUGAGAGGAAAUUCUGGAAGUGGAGCUCCAAAAAUUAGGUGCAAUGAAGCAGAGAGGAAAGCGUUGCUAAGGAUUAAAGACCAUCCUUAUGUUUCCUCAUCUUGGCGGGAUGAAGAAAGUGACGUGCUUCUUUCGUCUUGGGGAGAAGAAGAAGAAGAAGAAAAGAGUGAGUGUUGCGAAUGGAUUGGAGUUCAGUGCAGCAACAUCUGGUCACAGUGGCGGAAAAUUUCCCCUAAAAUGGGCUAGUGGUGAAUCAUUGGCAUUGGUGUCUAUAGCAUUUAGUUAGAAUCUUAAUUGUUUUUAUAUAAUUGUGUACGUUGUAGUCAUAAUACACAUCAUACAAAUUUUCAGAAUAUUAUUUCAUAGAUAAAUUCCUUAUGUAAGGCAACAGAGUAUGUUCCCUUAAGUUUUCUUGAUGUAUCAUAUAACAAGUUGUCCGGCGAGCUACCUGAUUGUUUGUCACAAGCGUGGUUCAUGAAUGUUCUUCUUUUGUCAAAUAACAAGUUGUCCGGAAAGAUUCCUAUCUCUAUUGGUUUUUUUAAAGUUCAUUAUAUUGGAAUUGAGAAACAACAAUUUGACUGGGAAUUUGCCUUCAACAUUGAAGAACUGUACAGAGUUGGUGAUAUUUGAUAUUGGAGAGAACAAAUUGUUUGGGCCAAUACCAGCAUGGAUAGGUACAAUACAAGCCUAACAAAGCUUCUCAUUUUUAGUGCACGCUAUAAUAGCUUCAAUGGAAGUAUACCCUUACAACUAUGUCACUUCGUGGAUCUUCAAUUAUUGGACUUGUCUUCAAAUGAUUUGUCUAACCAUAUUCCAAACUGUCUUGGUAACAUUACAGCUUUCAAGGAAUUAGAUAAAUACAUAAGACCAAUGGAGGAUGAUAUUUAUGCUUAUUUUGGCAAGCCAAUUGGUUUUGAACAUGAAAGGUUAGUCUUGAUAUGGAAAGGAGUACUCUCUAAAUUUUAUAAAAUUCUACUUCUGAAGAGCAUUGAUUUGUCCAGCAAUAAACUUAUUGGGGAAAUCCCAAGAGACAUCACUGAACUUGUUGAACUGAUUUCCUUAAACUUGUCAAGAAACAAUCUAAGUGGGCAUAUCCACCAAGAGAUUGGUCACAUGAAGUCUUUGGAUGUUCUUGAUUUAUCAAAGAACCAUUUUUUCGGCCAGAUUCCUCCAAGUCUCUCUCAAGUGGAUCGACUCAGCACAUUAGACUUGUCAAAUAAUAAUUUGUCGGGUGAAAUUCCAAAAGGCACUCAACUCCAAUCCCGUGAUGCAGCUGCAUACAUGGGAACUCCACAACUUCCACUUCCAAUAAAAUGUCCAAAUGGAAAAGUACCAAUUGCAUCCGGUGAAGCUAUGGAAAAUCAUGAUGAUGAUGAUGAUGAUGAUGAUGGGUUUAUUAGCAAAGGAUUUUACAUAAGCAUAGCACUUGGAAUUGUAGUUGGAUUUUGGGGAUUUUGUGGGACUUUAAUCUUCAACAAGUCUUGGAGAUAUGCAUAUUUCAAGCUGUUAAACAAAGCUGAAGACUGGAUUCGUAUAGCUGCAGCAGUUCAGAAGGAGAAGCUAUUGCAGAUGUUCAGAAGCUAAAUUGCAGGAGCUUUCGGUUUCAGAGGAUGCAGUGCACUGGGAAUAUUUCUUCAUCAAAUAAUUUGUAAUGUUGUAGUUAUGUUUUCUAUAAUAAUGCUUGAAUUAGUUCACUGUUCAUGCUUACAAUUGUUAACUUCGAUUAGGAUAUGUUUUCUUCAAACUUUCUCUUUUA